Messenger RNA from Trichosporon asahii var. asahii CBS 2479, 1653 nucleotides. Its product is annotated as centromere/microtubule binding protein cbf5. Bases 1 to 1653 code for a protein of 550 amino acids. Gene Ontology annotation, cellular component: box H/ACA snoRNP complex. Gene Ontology annotation, molecular function: FMN binding; 4 iron, 4 sulfur cluster binding; pseudouridine synthase activity. The transcript has 5 exons. The record is from RefSeq and is a predicted model, not a curated record. Lineage: Eukaryota; Fungi; Basidiomycota; Tremellomycetes; Trichosporonales; Trichosporonaceae. Gene Ontology annotation, biological process: mRNA pseudouridine synthesis; rRNA pseudouridine synthesis; snRNA pseudouridine synthesis.
AUGGCGUCCGUGAGCGACAUCCAAAAGUCGGGCGACUUCGCCAUCAAGUCUGAGGCUGUUACGCCCAAGCUCGACACCAGCGAGUGGCCCCUCCUCCUGAAGAACUACGACAAGCUCCUUGUUCGUUCCAGCCACUUCACCCCUAUCCCCACCGGAUGCUCGCCUCUCAAGCGUGACCUCAAGACCUACAUCGAGUCCGGAUGCAUCAACCUCGACAAGCCCUCGAAUCCCUCGUCGCACGAGGUUGUCGCCUGGAUCAAGCGCAUCCUCCGCGUCCAGAAGACCGGUCACUCUGGUACUCUUGACCCCCUUGUUACCGGAUGUCUCAUCGUCUGUAUCGACCGUGCUACUCGUCUUGUCAAGUCUCAGCAGGGUGCUGGUAAGAGCUACGUUGUCGUCGCUCGUCUCCACGGCAAGCCCGAGGGCGGCAAGCAGGCUGUUGAGCGCGCCAUGGAGACCCUGACUGGUGCUCUCUUCCAGCGUCCCCCUCUCAUCUCGGCCGUCAAGCGUCAGCUCCGUGUCCGUACGAUUUACAACUCGAAGCUCAUCGAGUACGACGAGGACCGCGGACUUGUCGUUGCCCAGCUUGACUGCGAGGCCGGUACCUACGUCCGUACCUGGUCGGUCCACCUUGGUCUUCUUCUCGGUGUCGGCGCCCACAUGCAGGAGCUCCGCCGUGUCCGCUCCGGUAUCACCGGCGAGGGUGACGACAUUGUCACCAUGCACGAUGUCCUCGACGCCCAGUGGCUCUACGACAACACCCGCGACGAGUCGUACCUCCGCCGUGUCAUCAAGCCCCUCGAGGCUCUCCUGACCAACUACAAGCGUAUCGUUGUCAAGGACUCAGCCGUCAACGCCGUUUGCUACGGUGCCAAGCUCAUGAUCCCCGGUCUCCUCCGUUACGAGGCCGACAUUGAGGUCGGCGAGGAGGUCGUUCUCAUGACCACCAAGGGUGAGGCCAUCGCCGUCGGUAUCGCCCAGAUGUCGACUGCCGACCUCGCCUCGUGCGACCACGGUGUCGUUGCCAAGGUCAAGCGCUGCAUCAUGAACCGCGACCUCUACCCCCGCCGCUGGGGUCUCGGCCCCAAGGCGCAGGAGAAGAAGAAGAUGAUCAAGGCCGGUGCCCUCGACAAGCACGGCAAGACCAUCGACGGCGUCACCCCCGACUCCCCGAGGCCGACAAGGCCUGUCCAGAAGGCUAUCGACGAGGCUUACGCUGCCGGCUACCUCGGCAAGGACGCCUGCGGCUCCGGCUACCCCUUCGACGUCUACGUCCACCGCGGUGCUGGUGCCUACAUCUGUGGUGAGGAAACCGCUCUUAUCGAGUCCCUCGAGGGCAAGCAGGGCAAGCCCCGUCUUAAGCCUCCUUUCCCCGCCGACGUCGGUGUCUUCGGCUGCCCGUCGACCGUCGCCAACGUCGAGACCGUCGCCGUCGCCCCCACCAUCUGUCGCCGUGGUGGUUCAGGAGAUGUCUAUCCCCCUCAAAAGACCGAGAAGCGCAAGCGUGACGACGAGGCCGCCGCCACGCCUGCUUCUGAGAAGAAGAAGAAGAGCAAGAAGGUCAAGAUGGAGGACGGAACGGAGCGCGACGAGACCCCGGAGGAGCGUGCGGCCCGAAAGGCCCGCAAGGCCGCCAAGAAGGAGAAGGCUUAG